CUUCCCGCCCCAUAAAGCCGAUCACCUCUGGUCCCCUGAUGAGCAAUCCCUUUUCGAGCCUCAUUAGACCAGAAGAGCAACGGGUCAGCCAGGCUUUGGACGCCGUGGCAAGAGCAGCCGUGUUAUUGGUCGGAAGGCCGGGCGGGACGGCAGAGGAGGCUGCUCGCCGGGAACAACUGUCUGGCUAUACUGACGCAAGUCGUCCACCUUUUCCAAACUUUAACCUUCCACCUCUGAAGCCUUAGGAGCAUGAACUGGCACGCCCAGGCUUGGCCAAGAUGACUCAAAUGCGGAUGAGAGGCUGACCAAAACAUUUUUAAACUGUGUAUACGAAGUUAUUUUGAAAUCAGGACAAGAGUUAACCCUCCGAGAGGAAGAUUUUCUCUUUGCAUUCUGCCUCCAGGAUUUGUGGAGGAGAGAAUGUUGGAUGUGCAGCUUGACAAGGUAUGUGUCCUUCCGUGUAUUUUCCUCUCUUCCUUAGAAAGACUUUCUCACGUACAACCCGUGGUGAAAGAGAUACGCAGUUUUAGGUCCAGCCUCUAGGGUUUUCCUCUAUCAAGCAAGGGCUCACUCCGCAAGACCUCGAGGUCUGCGCUGCACUCCUACUGCCGCUUAGCGGAGAGAAGGGCAAAGACUCCUCCGUCAGUUUGGCGGUUGCCAAGCGACAGACGCUGUGCCCUGCCUGGCCUAAGGAGGAGGGCGCCGACUAAAAGAUGCUGACAGAUAUGUAACAACGCCGCUUUCUAUUGGCUGAAGAGCUCUCAGCCAUCGCCAUGAGCCAAUGAGUGGAUGCAUACGGAUGACGUAGACACUAUGCGACUCCUCCCACUUACGCUCUAGCGACGCGUCUGGAGAUCGCCGAUACCCACGUUAAACCCUUGAAGGUCUCGACCGCCCUCAUGUACACCUCGCAGCUCGUGCUACUGCAGAUGUUCUUCCUGAUGGUCCCUGAGGGCGGCCGGUCUCAGCCCUCUUCCUCCCCGUCAGAGGCAGUGCCCACGCCUCCAGAGCUGGGGCCAAGGACGCAGGGCGGGACCCUUCAGUCCUCUUCGGAAGGGACUGAAACUCCCUGGACCGUGCCUGGGAUCUCCACGGUGGGCCCCACUGUCGUGACCCCCUCGGCGCCUGGGAAUAGGACCGUAGACCUCUUCCCAGUCUUACCGAUCUGCAUCUGUGACUUGACUCCUGGUGCUUGCGAUAUAAAUUGCUGCUGCGACAGGGACUGCUAUCUUCUCCAUCCGAGGACAGUGUUCUCCUUCUGCCUUCCAGGCAGCGUGAGGUCUUCGAGCUGGGUGUGUGUGGACAACUCUCUUAUCUUCAGGAGUAAUUCUCCGUUUCCUUCAAGAGUUUUCAUGGAUUCAAAUGGAAUUAGGCAGUUUUGUGUCCAUGUGAACAACUCAAAACUAAACUAUUUCCAGAAGUUCCAAAAGGUCAAUGCAACCAACUUCCAGGCCCUAGCUACAGAGUUUGGAGGCGAAUCAUUCACUUCAACAUUCCAAAACCAGUCGCCAGCACCUUUUUACAGGGCUGGGGACCCCAUUCUGACUUACUUCCCCAAGUGGUCUGUCAUAAGCUUACUGAGGCAGCCUGCAGGAGUUGGAGCUGGGGGCCUCUGUGCUGAGAGCAAUCCUGCAGCUUUCCUAGAGAGUAAAAGCACAACCUGUGCUCGUUUCUUCAAGCACCUGGCAGAUAGCUGUACCUUGGAUCCAUCCCUCAAUGCUGCCUCCUACUAUAACUUCACAGUCUUGAAGGUUCCAAGAGGUAUGACUGAUCUGCAGAAUAUGAAGUUCCAGGUUCCUGUAACACUUGUCUCACAGGCUGGCUCUCCUCUGUUGGCUGGAAACACUUGUCAGAAUGUUGUUUCCCAGGUCAUCUAUGAGAUGGAGACCAACGGGACUUUUGGAAUCCAGAAAGUCUCUGUCAGUUUUGGACAAACCAACCUGACUGUCGAGCCAGGCACUUCCUUGCAGCAACACUUCAUCAUUCGCUUCAGGGCAUUUCAACAGAGCACAGCUGCUUCUCUGACAAAGCCUAGAAGUGGGAAUCCUGGCUAUAUUGUUGGGAAGCCACUCUUGGCUCUAACAGGUGAUAUAAGUCACUCAAUGAGCCUCUUGCAGAGCCAGGGUGACGGAACUUGCUCUGUUAAGAGACACGAAGUACAGUUUGGAGUGAAUGCAAUAUCUGGAUGCAAGCUCAGGCUAAAAAAAGUGGACUGCAGCCACACGCAGCAGGAGAUUUAUCAGACUCUUCACGGAAGACCCAGACCAGAGCAUGUUGCCAUCUUUGGUAAUGCUGACCCAGCCCAGAAAGGAGGGUGGACCAAGAUCCUCAGCAGGAACUGCAGUGUUUCAGCUAUGCAUUGUACUUCCUGCUGUGUCAUACCAGUUUCCCUGGAGAUCCAGGUAUUGUGGGCAUAUAUAGGCCUCCAGUCCAACCCUCAAGCUCAUGUGUCAGGAGCCCGAUUCCUAUACCAGUGCCAGUCUAUACAGGAUUCCCAACAAGUAACAGAAGUAUCUUUGACAACUGUUGUCACCUUUGUGGACAUUACCCAGAAGCCAGAGCCUCCAAGGGGCCAACCCAGAAUGGACUGGAAAUUGCCGUUUGACUUCUUCUUUCCCUUCAAAGUGGCAUUCAGCAGAGGAGUCGACUCUGGAAAAGGCUCAGUCUCUCCCAUCCUUAUCCUGUGUCUCUUACUACUUGGAGUUCUCAACCUAGAGACUGAGUGAAAAAAAGAAAAGAAUCAGAUUUCUAUUUUCCCUAUGGGAAGUUCUGAGGCAGCCUACUUAUCUUGGCUAGAUAGGUCCUUACCUGCUCAUGACCAGAGCAGAGCACUUAGGAUAAUGGAGGACCUAACUGAAGGAAUCUUUGUAUAUGAAAGAAGGAAUUUUAGAAAAGCCACAAAAAUAUCUUAUUCAUCAAACCUCCCUGCUUAGGACUCUACGGACCCCCGGGUACACGAGGUUCGCUACUUCUCAAGCAGGGAAGAACAUAAAGAGCCCUUCAGGUUGUGUUAUGCCUGACUAAAGGUUUGCAAAACCUCAUCCAUCUGCUCACUGGCACACUUGGGCCCAGCAUCAAAAGGAACAUACUCCUGCUGUCCCCCGGGUGAACUCGGGAAUAGCUGCCCUCUGGACUUGAGAGGAGCUGACUGUUCAGAACAGAAAACGGCUGCCUGUAUGUUUUGUCUGGCUCCUCCCCACUCCCUUGGGCCACACUCUACCAAGGCAUGUUGGGGAAAGCAAUUCCUACUCAGUUUCCAAAAUGAAUGUGGAAUCCCAGCCCCCUUUUCUACUAGCAUAUGACCCUACCACUCAUUUCUGCUCUUUCCUUCCCUCCAUUGUGGUGAGGAGAAAUAAAACUGAUUGAGUGCUUCGUUGUACUAAUCCCAGCAGCACACAGAAGUUAA
This is a messenger RNA of Diceros bicornis minor, 3406 nucleotides long. RefSeq names its product tectonic family member 3 (gene TCTN3). NCBI's taxonomy places the organism in Eukaryota, Metazoa, Chordata, Mammalia, Perissodactyla, Rhinocerotidae. The transcript is spliced from 16 exons. Gene Ontology annotation, biological process: cilium assembly; smoothened signaling pathway. The record is from RefSeq and is a predicted model, not a curated record. Bases 900 to 2726 code for a protein of 608 amino acids.